Messenger RNA from Paramecium octaurelia, 234 nucleotides. The record is from the annotation of a GenBank genome assembly. Lineage: Eukaryota; Ciliophora; Oligohymenophorea; Peniculida; Parameciidae.
AUGUAAAGUAAAUUUAUUAUUGUUAAGUAUUAGAUUACAGAUUGAUAACCAAGAAGGGAGAAGGCACUUUUUCAGAGGUUAUAAAAGCUUAAUCAGUAAAAACUAAUUAAUUGGUUGCAAUAAAAUGCAUGAAACAAGUUUUCCAAACUAUUGACUAAGUAUUGUAUUUUAAUUCUAAUAUUGGUUAACAAACUAAAAGAAAUUCAAGCUUUAAGAAAGUUAUAAAAUCAUGAA